This is a messenger RNA of Aspergillus pseudoviridinutans, 204 nucleotides long. RefSeq lists its product as uncharacterized. The record is from RefSeq and is a predicted model, not a curated record. The coding region runs from base 1 to 204 and encodes 67 amino acids. The transcript has 2 exons. Lineage: Eukaryota; Fungi; Ascomycota; Eurotiomycetes; Eurotiales; Aspergillaceae.
AUGAGCGCCAGAAGCUCGGCCGCACUAUUGAGGGCCUUGGGCAAAAUCUGGAAGCCUUGCCAGACGAUUUGCGGAGAGGGCUGGGGGGUGCCGAAGCCGCGGUCCAACUUGACGGAGGCCCAGAAACUCCGUGUCAUUGAGUUGGAUGGUGAGUGGGCCGUAGCAAAGCAGGAGCGGGAGGCAGCGCACCAGAAGAGAGGCUAA